CAAAAUCGUGAAAAUAAACUAGAAAACAGAAGAAGACCAACCACAACUACCUUUUUGAGUAUAUUCCGUCUCUCUUGCACUUUCUUCGCAUCCUAGUAAUUUGAACUUCAAAUCCGACCUUUUUCUUUCUUGUGAUUUCUGGGUAUCUCAGAAAUUGCAGGAUUGGCUGCGUUAAACUAAGAGAAUGCCGAACUGGGAGCUGAAGAACUGUUGCCAGCACGACCAGGUCGUUUUCUUGGCGACAAUUGGAGUCUUCACCGUUGUAAUCCUCCUGCUGUGGAGGACAGUGCUACUCACACCCUUUAAACUCAUCACAGUGUUCCUGCAUGAAGCAAGUCAUGCAAUUGCUUGCAAACUCACGUGUGGUCAGGUAGAGGGAAUUCAGGUUCAUGCAAAUGAGGGUGGAGUCACGCAAACACGCGGUGGCGUAUAUUGGUUGAUCUUGCCUGCAGGAUAUCUUGGUUCAUCAUUCUGGGGAAUGGCUUUGAUACUUGCAUCAACAAACCUCAUAACUGCGAGAAUCGCUGCUGGGUGUUUUGUUAUUGCACUUCUCAUUGUGCUCUUUAUUGCAAAAAAUUGGACGCUUCGAGGACUCUGUAUUGGAUUCAUUAUUUUCAUUGCUAUCAUUUGGGUUUUGCAAGAAAAAACAACCGUCCGCAUUCUUCGCUACGUCAUUCUCUUUAUUGGUGUGAUGAACAGUUUGUUUUCAGUAUAUGAUAUCUAUGAUGAUUUAAUAUCUCGAAGAGUCAACUCCAGUGACGCUGAGAAGUUUGCCGAAGUUUGCCCCUGCCCUUGUAAUGGAACAGCAUGGGGAGUCAUCUGGGGAAUGAUAUCAUUCAUCUUUCUUUGUGGAUCUAUGUAUCUUGGACUUGUCAUCUUAUCAUGAGAGACUACAAGCACUUGACAUUGUCUUUAUUUUCAAUUUUUGUAGUCUGAUUUAAUUGAUACUUAGAAGGUCAUGCCUUCAUUAUUUUUUUAACCCUUUUCAUUCAGGGUUACAUUUUUUAGAUUAUAUUGCUUGUAUAUUAACAUUUGUAUUGAUGUGUUUUAUUCUUGUGGAGGUCGGAAAGUGUUUAAACUGCUGGAUGUAUUUUGACUAUUUCUACAAUUGAUCUCCAUUUUCCUGUA
This is a messenger RNA of Morus notabilis, 1128 nucleotides long. RefSeq lists its product as uncharacterized. The record is from RefSeq and is a predicted model, not a curated record. The coding region runs from base 185 to 886 and encodes 233 amino acids. Lineage: Eukaryota; Viridiplantae; Streptophyta; Magnoliopsida; Rosales; Moraceae. The transcript is spliced from 10 exons.